UCAGUCCGACUCCGGGACUUUCCCCUUGUUGAAAGUCGAUUGUGUCUGGACUUGGGUUCUGUCUCGAAGGUGGAUGCUGAUUGAGUCAUUGAGGGCCACUCCAGCGGCAUGUAGAAGGACGUUCCCAGGCUAAGGGUGGAAUCACAGCUGCAGCUGCCGGCCUAGGCCACAGCCACACCAGGUCCAAGCCAUGUCUGCGACCUACACCACAGCUCACAAUGCUGGAUCCUUAACCCGUUGAGUGAGGCCAGGGGACGAACCCGUAUCUUCAUGGCUACUAGUUGGGUUCUUAACCUGCUGAGCCCAAAUGGGAAGUUUAAUGUAUUUUAAACCAUGUUAUCUUUGGAAAAAAAUUAUGGUUAAUUAAGUUUUCCUUACUGUUGUAGUGUUCUAAGUAAUAUUCUCAUUGUUUCUCUUUAUCAGGUUUUUCUGCUACAACUAUCUGUGGGAUAGAUGGUUCCCAAAUACCUUGUGAUAUUUAUCUGUAUCAUUCUUUUAAAGAUAUAGUUGCCUUAUUUGGGUCUAAUACUUGUUUUUUUUUCCCUCUAGGAGGAAUUAUUAUAGAUUCUAAAAAUACUUUUCUCCCUUCCCUGUGGACUUAACAUUAGUUUUGUAUGUAUUUGGAUUUAUUUUAUGAAUAUCAAUACCAUAAAGCCUUAUCACUUAUAAAAGAAAUUGGGUAGUUAAACCAUGAGUUGUGGAAAAGAGUUUGUGGAAACAUUAAAAAAAAUAGAUUACCCCAAAGCUGAUAUUCUUAAUGGGGAAGAUUUUGACUGGUUGUUUGAGACUGCUGAAAAUGAAUCAUUUUUGAAGUGGUUUUGUGGGAAUGUGAGUGAACAGAAUGUGUUGUCUGAAGAGGAACUGGAAGCUUUUAACAUUCUUCAAAAAUCAGGCAAGCCCAUCCUAGAAGGAGCAGCAUUGGAUGAAGUUCUUAAAACCUGUAAAGCUUCUGAUUUGAAGACACCUACCCUGAAUGACAAAGAGCUAGAGAAAUUAGAGAAUGAGGUUCAAACUCUGCAGAAAUUAAAGAGCCUGAAAAUUCAGCGACGUAACAAAUGCCAGGUGAUGGCUUCAGUAACUAGCCACAAAUCCCUGAGGCUAAAUGCUAAAGAAGAAGAAGCCAAUAAAAAGCUGAAGCAGAGUCAAGGAAUUCUAAAUGCUAUGAAUACUAAGAUCAGUAAUGAACUUCAUGCUCUUACUGAUGGAGUUGCAAAAUUAAUGAUGUUCUUCAGACAUUCUAAUUUGGGUCAAGGGACAAAUCCACUGGUGUUUUUAUCUCAUUUUUCUUUGGAAAAAUAUUUAAGCCAAGAAGAGCAAAGCACAGCAGCAUUAACCUUAUAUACCAAGAAACAGUUCUUUCAGGGUAUCCAUGAAGUGGUUGAAAGUUCAAAUGAAGAAAAUUUUCAACUUUUAGAUAUACAGGCACCAUCUAUUUGUGAUAAUCAAGAAGUUCUUGAGGAGAGACGGUUGGAGAUGGCUAGGCUGCAGCUAGCAUACAUUUGUGCUCAACAUCAGUUAAUUCACUUGAAAGCAAGUAAUGUGAGCAUGAAGUCAAGUAUAAAAUGGGCAGAGGAAAAUCUUCAUAACCUCACUAGCAAGGAACUUGGCAAAGAUAAUUUGGAUGCUAAAAUUUCUAGCUUGAAUAGUGAGAUUCUGAAACUUGAAGAACAGAUCGCUCAGAUAAAAGACAAAAGUUUGCCUGCUGUGAUAAAAGAGAAUGCCCAGUUAUUGAAUAUGCCAGUUGUAAAGGGAGAUUUUGAUUUGCAGAUUGCUAAACAAGACUAUUAUACAGCAAGACAAGAGUUAGUUUUAAAUCAGUUGAUAAAGCAAAAGGCAUCAUUUGAACUUUUACAAUUAUCAUAUGAAAUUGAAUUGAGAAAGCAUUGGGACAUACAUCGUCAACUUGAAAACUUGGUUCAAGAACUUAGUCAGAGUAAUUUGAUGCUCCAUCAGCGAUUAGAAAUGCUAACGGACCCAUCAGUAUCUCAGCAAAUAAAUCCAAGAAAUACCAUUGAUACCAAGGAUUAUUCUGCUCAUAGGCUCUACCAGCUUUUAGAAGGAGAGAAUAAGAAAAAAGAACUGUUUAUAACCCAUGGAAACCUGGAGGAAGUGGCUGAGAAAUUAAAACAGGACGUUUCUUUAGUACAAGAGCAGCUGGCAGUAUCUGCCCAAGAACAUUCCUUCUUUCUGUCCAAAUUAAAUAAUGAUGUAGACAUGCUUUGUGAUGCUUUGUAUCAAGGAGGAAAUCAGCUUUUGCUUAGUGAUCAGGAAUUAACAGAGCAAUUUCAUCAAGUUGAAUCUCAACUAAAUAAGUUAAAUCAUCUCCUUACUGAUAUUCUUGCUGACGUGAAGACAAAAAGAAAAAUUUUGGCAUCUAAUAAACUGCAUCAAAUGGAAAGAGAAUUAUAUGUAUAUUUUUUUAAAGAUGAAGAUUAUCUGAAAGAUAUUGUGGAGAAUUUAGAAAACCAGUCGCAGAUAAAGGCUGUUGGUCUUGAAGAUUGAAAAUUACUAAAAACGAAAUCUUACUGCAUAUGCUGUAUUUUAAUGUUUUAUGUAUCAGGAGAAUAUAGCUAAUAAACACUACAAAAAUUUUUAAUUUGAGGUUAAUGGAACAUUUCACUUAAUGAAUUCAAGUAUUAUAUCAAUUUUGUUUUUUUCUUAUUUAAUAUGUUCAAAGUAUCAAUUUUUUUUAUGACUUGAACAUUUGUUUGGUGCUGUUUAGUCCUGCCAACUUUUUACUUACAGGGGAAGCAUUAUAUCAUGCAAAUAUUUUUAAUAGAGUCAGUUGUAUUUCUGCUUUGCUUUUUUUUAAGAGUUAGAAAUUUCUAGUGUUACGUAUUUUAAAAAUUUGUAGAAAAUUUAUAAAUUUAUAGUGCUGUAGACCUUAAUAAAAGGAAUAGUCAAGUC
This is a messenger RNA of Sus scrofa (pig), 2907 nucleotides long. The record is from RefSeq and is a predicted model, not a curated record. NCBI's taxonomy places the organism in Eukaryota, Metazoa, Chordata, Mammalia, Artiodactyla, Suidae.